AGCGAAAGAAGAAAACAUAGAGAUUGGUGGCGGCAGCGGCGGUGGCGGCGAAAUAUAGUUAUUUACUUAUAAGUACGAUCAAUUCUAAUCGAGACCAACCUCAAAUACUGUUAUUGAAUAGUUUAUAACUGUGCUUUUGGUUUGAGUAUACUUUGAUGAUGUCAGAAUGGACGAGCGCUGAUUCUCUUCGAAGAUAUCUUCUUGAUCUCCCCUCCAAGUCAAACUUUAAAUUUGAUCAAUCAGUAAGAAAAGAUAUAAGAAGAUCUAUAUUCUUAUCCAUAUCUAGUGGUGGGUGUUAUUUGGAUUGGCUAUAUCCCAAAUCUUUUACCAAUCAUUUCCCGAAUCAGCAAAAUGAAUUAGUAGCAGAGAAAAUUGAUAAAGAGUUUGAUUGGCUAUUCAGUAAAUAUUAUAAGAAAAACAUCCAAAUAAGAGACCCAAAGUAUAAUAGUUACGAUCAUCAUGCAUUUCAUUCUAACCUGCCUUGUAGCAGGAUAUUCAGAAAAGGUGAGCCAAUUUAUAGAUGUUUGACUUGUGGUUACGACGAUACUUGUGCACUCUGCUCUCAUUGUUAUCAACCUGAAUUCCAUGAAGGUCAUAAAGUUCAUAUCACCAUUUGUCAAAGAGAAAAUGGAGGUGUUUGUGAUUGUGGUGACCCUGAAGCUUGGGUCAAUGAUUUCACUUGUCCUUAUGCUUCUGCCGAUGAUCAAGAUUUGAAAUUACGUAAUAAACCAAUGCCUUUGGAAUUUGAAAAAUCUUUCUUAUCAACGAUUGAAAUCCUUCUUGAUUAUAUAAUUGAUGUCAUGAGUCAUGCCGACUUACAGCUUUAUCCCGAUCAUCAUUCUGUCACUUCCCUUAAAGAUUUUUCCGACGCAUGUUCUCUAGAUCCCACUAAAUAUGGUUACUCAAAUGAUGCUGCCAAAGACCCAAACAGCGAUAAGUACUUUCUAGUGGUUUAUAAUGAUCAAAUAAGACACUUUAGGGAUGCUGUUCAAAGAAUUCAUUUAGCAAGUAAAAAAGUUACUCCUUUUGCCGUAAUGGUUGCUGAAAAAGUCCAGUCUUUUGGUAAAGCUAAAGUUAUAAGCUCAAGUGACUUGUCACUUUUGGAAGAAAGACGUCAAAUAAUAAGCUCAACUGGUUUGGCCUCAUGUAUUCGAAGCCAUAGAGAUAUCUUCCGAGAAGAAAUGUGUGAUGAAAUCCUUCUAUUCAUAAAAGACUUUACUGAAAGUGAAUUGUUUAAAAUUAAUAAUAAUGCAAAAAAUUUAUUUUGUAAAGCAUUUUGUGGUAAAUGGAAUAAAGGUAUUAGAUCUUUCAACAAUUCAUUCCCCAAAUCACAAUACUCACUGGGUAAACUCGAUUCUAACUUUGAUAUUCCUAAAAUUCGGUCCAUAAAUGGACAAAAUCCUUCUGGUUCACAUUGGUAUUUUAGUCCCUCUCGUUGGAAUCUACCUGAAUCCUUAUGUGAGGAUUGUGACUACAACACCACUGACGAAGAUUAUGAUCUUUUCACAAGUCACCAUGGCUCCAGAUUUCAAUAUUUAGUUUACUUUGAUAUUCGAUUUUGGAAAUCUAUUAGAAUAGUCAUACAUGAUAUGUAUUCUACUUCGUUGAUUACAAACCUAAAAUAUAAAAAAAUUAUUUGCUGUCAAUAUGUUGAUAUAUAUCCAACAAUAGCUGACAUGUUUCUAACCCUCGAUAGAGAACCAGAACUAAAUAUUAUGUCAACUCUAUCGACACAAUUAUUUACUUGCCCAUCAAAUUCAACCUCUAUUAUUCAACAUGGUGAUAUAUCGAGAAUUUUUGCCUCUAUUUAUGGCUUUUUAUCAACCGGACGAAUUGAAGCACCUUGUACGGUUGAUGUAUCUCAUGAAAUCGACAUGAUGAGCCUCAAAAAUAGAAGAUGGGGUCAAAUCUUUUUUGAUAUUGGUUAUAUUCUAAGUCGAAGCUGUGACUCACAUAAGAUUCUUUCGUGUAAUAUUAUUCCGAUGGCUUGUGAUAUAUUGGCAUUAUUUCAAGGUAGGCCUGUCUUACGCAGAGAGAGUAAAAAUCAUGUCGAAUAUGAAAGCCCCGAUUAUACUGCUUUUUUCCACGCGAUACUGGUCAUAUAUCAAUUCGGAGAAUACAUCGCUCAGUGCCUCAAUGGUGUCAAGGAUAACUCGCCAAGGAUAACAUUAUCUUCAAACGCCAUAAAUUACGUGAUUCAAUUUUUGCUAAGACUAGAAUUAAACGAGUACCCUUGCUUACUGGAUGAGUGUGUUGAUAUAGACUUGAGUGGAGAAACAAAGGUUAUCACAGAACCUAAACAUAAAACUGCAAUACGAGACUAUAGGAUUGACAAGGGGAAAGUAAGCUUUCUCCACCCUAUUCAUUCUUUCUUAUCUUGGUUGAUUGAACUCUCUAACUUUGAAUCCAUAGAUGAUUUGAAGAAGGUGUUACAUCAGUCUGCACGUUCAAAUCCUUCUAAAUCAGAUCUCAAAAGUGAUACUCUAACAACAAUUUUCGAAUACCCAAUCCGAACUAUCGUUCUUAUGUCACAAAUUAAAUCGGGCUUUUGGGUCAGAAAUGGAUUUAGUGUUAGAACGCAAUUACAAUUGUACCGAAACACAGGACUUCGAGAAAGUGGUUACCUCAGGGACUUGUUUCUUUUACAGAUAUUUGUCAAUUGCUAUAACCCAGAUACGUUUUGCUAUUUUUUAUUCAAUAGAUGGCUUCUUUACGAUGGAUGGAUUUCCACAAAUACAUCAUCCGGAGAACUUGCUGAAUCAUCUCUUGCUUAUGACCAAAAUACAUUUCCUUAUAUGGUGGAAGAAUGUCUCAACUUUUUCAUUCAUUUAUUAACUGAAGACCUCUAUUUGAAAGGAUAUUCAAACGAGGAAAUGAAUGAGCUUCGGAUCAGAAACGAAAUCAUACAUAGUUUAUGCUUUGGUCCAAUCAACUAUUCAAAACUCAGUUCGCAUAUUCCUGAUCAUAUUACUAGCGAGAAAAGAUUUGAUUUGAUUUUAGAAGACAUGUCAGUUUUUUCACCUCCUACUGGACUGAAAGAUACAGGUGUAUACCGUUUGAAAGAAGAAUAUCUUGACCAAGUAAACCCCUAUUAUUUCAACUACACAGCUAAUACCAAAGAUGAUGCAAUAAAAUUUGUUAAAGAAAGAAUUAACAAGAAGAGUCGGAUACCUACUCCAGAAGUGGUAAUCACACCAAAGGAAAGUAAGCCAGAGGAAUUGGGAAUCUACAAACAUAUUGGUAACUUUUCAACUUCUGAGUACUUUUCCCUCUUUCUUCUCAAAACCUUAAAAUUUGUUUUUAAUGAGGGAGUGGAUAAAAUGGAUGGUUUAUUGGAGACUAUAUUACAUUUGAUUCAUAUCUGCUCCUUGGAGCAAUUAGUUGAUUAUAAAAAGUAUGGAACAUUUUACGAGAAAUUUGUGACUGUUUGGAAUUCUGAGGGUACUUCUAUAGCUAAGUUAUUUUACGAAGUCUUGGUAAAUGAGGCAUUUUCUAAUCACCAUUCAAAAGUUCGCUCGAUUUUCAAAGUUUUUGAAAGCAAGUAUCACAAUAUUGCUGAUAUUUUAGAAGACCAAAUUGAAAGUUUCGAUUUAGUUAAACUAGAAUUUAAUACUUCUGAUUCAAACUUAGAGAAUGAAUUUGAAUGUAAAAAGAGAAUAGCCAAGGAAAGACAAGCAAAAUUGAUGGCUAAAUUUAAGAAACAGCAAAGCUCUUUCUUGAAAAAUAACAAUGCAGGACAGGAUCUUGACUACAGCGAUACUGAAAUGGAAGACUUUGAAGAAGAAGUUGGUUGGAAAUUUCCAGAAGCCCACUGUAUAUUAUGUCAAAAUGCCUCCGAGGAGUCAGGCCCAUUUGGUAUCAUUACUUAUAUAUCGAAGUCGUCUGAGUUUCGGGACAUUCCAUUUGAUGACAAAUACUGGUUUUUGAAAUCCUUUUCUGACCCAUCAAAUUUAGACAAGAGUGAAGAUUGUAUGUCUUCUGAACAUCACAGCUCCUCAUGGCUAUCAUAUAUGCAUAAAAUAAGGGAAAAUAAUGUCGUCGGACCUGGUUUUUUUCAUCACAAUAAUGUUGAUAAUAAGUUGGUAUCGCUGACAUGUGGACAUGGUAUGCACUUUCAAUGCUAUAUUAAUUUUGUUAAUAGCAAUAGGAGCCCACUGGGUCAAAUAACUCGGAAUUCCCCAGAAAAUAUCGAACAUAGGGAGUUUCUUUGUCCAUUAUGUAAAGCUAUCAAUAAUAUGUUUAUCCCUAUCCUUUGGUUUAAUAAUAAUAAAUCUCUCAAGCAAUUUGUUAGUCCUUAUCUGUCUAUUAAAUUCAACCCCCUUGAAACUUUCAAAAAAUCUGAUAUUCAUGACCCCGACUGGGUAAAAAAGUUCACUGAAGCUUCCAAUUUAGAUAUCCAAGAAGCGAACAUUUUAUCACCAUCUGCUGUUGAAAUGAUAGGCUCGAGCUCCACUGCCAAUGCAACAGUCAACCAACAACACUUUCGAAUGUUACUUUCUAAUAUGUUUCAGAUUCUUUCCCUUUUGACAUUCCCUCAAAUUUUCAAAGCUGACUCUGUCCAUGUGCUUGUGAAUAGCAUCAAGUCUGCUGAGCUUAGCCUAAGGGGUAUAGAUGCACCUGAAACUCUCAUUCUUGGGCAGCUUUCGAACAAUACAUUGGUUAACUUACGUACUUUGAAUGAGUUCAGGAAUACGAGCUUAUUGAUGAAAAUUAAUAACUGGAUUCAGGCUGCAAACCCGAAAGCAGAUGCUCAUGUUAAAAUGUUGGCUGGUCUAUUAACGUUAUCCCCCUCUUCCUUCUCUUCUUCGGUCCUUGAGCGUGACUUUUUCGAGCUCUUAGUGAACACGUUCCCACUUCCAAGAUCUGGUUUUCUGUUUCAUAAUAUUCUAAAGACUUGCUUUGUUGGUCAUAUGAUGCAAUCAUUGUAUAUUAUUUCAACUGAAAUCAAGAAGCACGAUUUUUACGUGAACCAGGAUUACACAAUCCUUGAUAUCCCAUUUUCAAGCCAUAUUACUGGAGAUGAUGCGUCGCUCGCUGUAAAACUAUUCGGAAAACUUAUACAACGUGAUGUUACUUCCGAUGAGUCUGCGGUAAUUAAUGAUCCAAAGUUUGGUUAUGCUAUCUAUUCAAUGCUACUUAAAUCGGUUACACCAUUUUUGAGGCGAGCAGCCAUUUUUGCUUAUGUUGCCUGCGCCCAAAUGGAUACAAUCGAUUUUGGAAAAUUCUCACACAUGAAUUUUGAAUCAGAUAAAUUGUGUGCUUUGUUGAAUAUCGAUUCAUUGUCAGAAAUUAUGCGCAAGAUGUCUAAUAUUGAUAAUUCUACUCCCUUCGAAGCUAAGCUUUUUACUAAUUUUGUUGAGCAUAUAUUCACCUUGCCUCAAAGGACCUUUUCAGAAGAUACAGAUGUGAGAAAAUCCUUAGAAUAUCCUGGGAUAGUGAAGCUCACUGAUUUGCCUGAGCGCCUUGAUUUCUUCUUUACUAAGUACUAUUACUCGGAUAAGUAUAAUAACCCUAAUAUGACUAUUGAAGAUCCGGCCAUUUGUUUAUUUUGCAGCCAAGUUGUGGAUGUGCAAAAAUCGGCUAUUGGCUGCAAAGAAGGUCAGUGCACCACUCAUUUUCUAAAAGAAUGUUCCAAUGAUGUGGGUAUUUUUUUGUUGCCUAAAGAUAGAAGUAUUUUAUUACUACAUAAAAACGGCGGUUCUUUUUAUGAAGCUCCAUAUUUGGACCAGCAUGGUGAAUUACCUGGUGAGUCGAAAAAAGGCAAAACGCUUUAUCUUAUGAAACCAAGAUAUGAUGAAUUCAUACGAAAAGUAUGGCUCCAGCAUAAUGUAUCUAAUUACAUUGUGCGUAAGUUGGAUAGUGUAAUGGAUGCAGGUGGCUGGGAUACUCUUUGAUGGCACUUUUUAGUAAGACUUAUAUUUAGAAAUGCAUUGAAAUUGAUGA
This is a messenger RNA of Hyphopichia burtonii NRRL Y-1933, 5943 nucleotides long. Its product is annotated as putative ubiquitin-protein ligase. The coding region runs from base 156 to 5894 and encodes 1912 amino acids. Gene Ontology annotation, molecular function: ubiquitin protein ligase activity; zinc ion binding. The transcript has a single exon. Gene Ontology annotation, biological process: ubiquitin-dependent protein catabolic process via the N-end rule pathway; protein ubiquitination. The record is from RefSeq and is a predicted model, not a curated record. Gene Ontology annotation, cellular component: ubiquitin ligase complex; cytoplasm. Lineage: Eukaryota; Fungi; Ascomycota; Pichiomycetes; Serinales; Debaryomycetaceae.